CAGGCUCGUGCACUGCGUAAAGGCGCGCAGCUGCAACAACUGCGCGUGAACCAGAAGUAGAAGCCUGCAGCUAAACACAAGUGGACUUCUGAGAGAUGGCUGUGCCGGCACCGUUUCUGGUGUUAUGUGCCUGUGUUUUGGGUUUUUUCCAUGUGGAGGCCACACCAGACACCGUGACCUCUCUGGAUUCUUCUUUCUGUCAUGGUGGACUAGAGGUCAUCUAUCCACAGCUGGACAUUGACAAAUGCCUCGUAAUUCCAAAGGACCUGAAACUCAGAGAAAUGGUCAGCACCGUUUGGAAAGCACCACAGAUUUACUUCUCUGGAGCACACAAGAAUAAGAUGUAUGUUCUGGCGAUGGUUGAUCCUGAUGCUCCGAGCCGCGCCAAGCCAACAUCUGCUCACUGGAGGCACUGGCUGGUCGUGGACAUACAGGGCAAUGCGCUCAAGAACGGACAGAUACGUGGGAAGACCCUCACUGACUACCAUCCUCCAACCCCGCCACAGAAAUCUGGUUUUCACCGCUACCAGUUCAUGUUGUUUGAGCAGCUUCCAGACGCACCAGUGUCACUCACUGAGCAGGAGAAGUCCUCCCGCGGUAGAUGGGAUCUUCAGGCCUUCAUCACAAGGUUUGGUCUGGGAGAGCCUGUGUCCACUCUGCAGUUCCUCACCCAAAACUACAAAGACUGAAGGAUGCUCAGAUGCCUGAAUGAAGAAUCUGUCAGUGCAAUAACAUAAAAUAAGAUGUUUACCCACUU
Messenger RNA from Anarrhichthys ocellatus (wolf-eel), 757 nucleotides. It is a transcript of the gene pebp4, whose product is annotated as phosphatidylethanolamine binding protein 4. The coding region runs from base 96 to 689 and encodes 197 amino acids. Lineage: Eukaryota; Metazoa; Chordata; Actinopteri; Perciformes; Anarhichadidae. The record is from RefSeq and is a predicted model, not a curated record. The transcript has 7 exons.